This is a messenger RNA of Cladocopium goreaui, 1146 nucleotides long. The record is from the annotation of a GenBank genome assembly. Lineage: Eukaryota; Dinophyceae; Suessiales; Symbiodiniaceae.
UUUUCAAACCAACUUCAAUCAACAAAAUCGCCUUCGUCCAUGGCAACCGACUUCCCGGUACCCUUGGAACGCGCCCCUGCACCGCUGCUGCUGAGAUUCAAUACUAGCGGCGCUGGAAGGGCUGAGGCGGAGUAUGGUGAGGAGGAACCGCCGGCCAAGAGGUGUUUGACUCGCCUCCUGCGUGAAGACGCCACCUCCAAACGCCCACGGGCGGACGCGGCGGAUGAGGAGGAGCGGCUGCGGGUGCUUCGAGAGGCGCAGGAGGCAGCGCUGGAAGGGGCGCGGAAAAUGACGCAGGUGGCGACGCUGUUGGGCGUCCCCUGGGGGGAGCAACAGGUGCGCUUUUUGAAGCUCCACCCAGUGGUGCCCAAGAAAAUCGACCUGGAGGAGAUCCUGAAGAACUGCUUUGCCAGCUCUGAGGCGUCCGAGGAGCGACGCCAGGAAUUGCUGGAGGUGGCCGGGAAACGAUUGACGGAUGCCAUGUCGCAACAACACACCCAGAUGGAAGAGGCCGUUUUGUUCCUGGGCCACCGCUGGCCACUGCUUUCCUCCGCUGGGCAAUGUGCGGUGGAAGUAGCCCCGGCGGAAUGGAUUCAAGACCUCCUGCCAAGGGCGUUGGUGCGAGUGGCAACUAAUCCUAAGAGAGGGGUUUGCUUGAGUUUUCCCUCAGAGAUGUCUCGGCUCAUUCAACCUCGCAGAGAACUCUUUCUGACCUUCUCUUCAAAAAAAUUGGGAGCUGGCGGAGCCGGCAGCAGUCACGGCAGUCAGCAGGUCCCUGCCAGUGACUAUGAUUCCCUGCCUCGGCCGGAAGCCCUGCACGAAGCGCUACUUGAAGCACAGCGCUUUCUUUUGGACGCGGCAAUCUUUCAGCGCUUCCGACAAGGAGUUCUUUCAACCGCUGCGUUGGGCACCUGGACGCUUCGGAGGGUCGGCUUGAGUGAGGUCAGCUUCAUGGUCGUGCUAGAUGCCGAUGAGGUGGUCGAGCUUACCCUGGGCCUCCAAAAGAAAGUGCAGGCGGAGGCCUCAACGUCCUUGUGGAGUUGGCUGGCGGAGUGUUGCUUGCUACAGCUGCGAGAGAGACAUGUGGCGCCAAAGACUGCGUCAACAGAUCUGGUUGAAGAAGCUGCUCGCAGGUUUUAGAGACGC